AGCUCUCUCCCCACCGCGCGGAUCCUUUUUGGAAAUUAAUAUUUAAAAAAAAAAAGCCGAGGACGCAAAGAGGGAGGUGGGGGCAAGAGGAAAGGCGAGACACACAUUCACACACACAGAAAGAGAGAGAGAGACAGAGCCCCACAGUAAGAGGAAGGAAGGAAGGAAGGCAACAGUCGCCGGCCGCCGAUGUGAAGACAGGACUCCGUGCGCUGCUCGCCGCCUCCUGCCCGGCCACAUCGAUGUUGUGUCCGCCGCUCGCUCGCCCGGAUCACGAUGAACGCGCAGCUGACCAUGGAGGCGAUCGGCGAGCUGCACGGGGUGAGCCAUGAGCCAGUGCCCGCCCCUGCCGACCUGCUGGGCGGCAGCCCCCACGCGCGCAGUUCCGUGGCGCAUCGCGGCAGCCACCUGCCCCCGGCACACCCGCGCUCCAUGGGCAUGGCGUCCCUGCUGGACGGCGGCAGCGGCGGCGGCGAUUACCACCACCACCACCGGGCCCCCGAGCACAGCCUGGCCGGCCCCCUGCACCCCACUAUGACCAUGGCCUGCGAGACUCCCCCAGGUAUGAGCAUGCCCACCACCUACACCACCUUAACCCCUCUGCAGCCGCUGCCGCCCAUUUCCACAGUCUCGGACAAGUUCCCCCACCAUCACCACCACCACCAUCACCACCACCACCCGCACCACCACCAGCGCCUGGCAGGCAAUGUGAGCGGAAGCUUCACUCUCAUGCGGGAUGAGCGCGGGCUGGCCUCCAUGAAUAACCUCUAUACCCCUUACCACAAGGACGUGGCCGGCAUGGGCCAGAGCCUCUCUCCCCUCUCCAGCUCCGGUCUGGGCAGCAUCCACAACUCCCAGCAAGGGCUCCCCCACUAUGCCCACCCGGGCGCCGCUAUGCCCACCGACAAGAUGCUCACCCCCAACGGCUUUGAAGCCCACCACCCGGCCAUGCUCAGCCGCCACGGCGAGCAGCACCUCACGCCCACCUCCGCCGGUAUGGUGCCCAUUAACGGCCUUCCUCCGCACCACCCCCAUGCCCACCUGAACGCCCAGGGCCACGGGCAGCUCCUGGGCACAGCCCGGGAACCCAACCCUUCGGUGACCGGCGCGCAGGUCAGCAAUGGAAGUAAUUCAGGGCAGAUGGAAGAGAUCAAUACCAAAGAGGUGGCGCAGCGUAUCACCACCGAGCUCAAACGCUACAGCAUCCCACAGGCCAUCUUCGCGCAGAGGGUGCUCUGCCGCUCCCAGGGGACCCUCUCGGACCUGCUGCGCAAUCCCAAACCCUGGAGCAAACUCAAAUCCGGCCGGGAAACCUUCCGGAGGAUGUGGAAGUGGCUGCAGGAGCCGGAGUUCCAGCGCAUGUCGGCGCUCCGCUUAGCAGCAUGCAAGAGGAAAGAGCAAGAACACGGGAAGGAUAGAGGCAACACACCCAAAAAGCCCAGGCUGGUCUUCACAGACGUCCAGCGUCGAACUCUACAUGCAAUAUUCAAGGAAAAUAAGCGUCCGUCCAAAGAAUUGCAAAUCACCAUUUCCCAGCAGCUGGGGCUAGAGCUGAGCACCGUCAGUAACUUCUUCAUGAACGCAAGAAGGAGGAGUCUGGACAAGUGGCAGGACGAGGGCAGCUCCAAUUCAGGCAACUCAUCUUCCUCAUCAAGCACUUGUACCAAAGCAUGAAGGGAGAACCACAAACUAAAACCUCGGUGGAAAAGCUUUAAAUUAAAAAAAAAAAAAAAAAAAAUUUUUUUUUAAAGACCAGGACCUCAAAAUAGCAGGUUUAUUCUUAGAAAUAUUGGAAGGGAAAAAAAAAAAGUGUUAUUUAUAGUCCAAAGAAACCAAAGACUUAGCUCACCUGCAUUCUGACUUUGGAGACACACACUUCAGCGGGGCAACUAUUUGGCAAGAAAAAUGAUGAGCAGGAAAACACCAUUGGAUCUCACACCUUCAACCCAUGAUCAUUCUCGCUGUGCUUGGCUGGUUAGUGGUUGGAAGCAUAGUGAUUUGGAGCCAUUGUGCGGACAUCCCUUAAGAUCGGACUUUCUCAUCUGCUCUACCAUGCCUUGAAGGUGUAUGGUGUCUCAGUACUGUGCGUGUGUGCGCACACGCGCACACACACACACACACACAAACACACCACCAGUGGUUAGAGACUUAGGCAGGGCUGGUCUUCAGGAAGCAUUGUGCUGUGGGAGUGUGACCACCAUGGUAUGGGGUUGUCUGAGUUCCUUGGAUUAGGAGUGUGAUUUCGCCCGUCUAGCCUAGCGUUUGAACCUGCCAGGCCUGCAACCUAAAUGCAGAUUCAAACCCAGCAAAGAAAAUUUGAAUGACACCUAAACCAGUGCAUUCUCUUUGUUUGUUAAGGAAUGUUCAGAUAUUUUUUAAGAAGUGAAACAAGAGUCCAUUCAUUAAAAAAGAAAAGUCACCUAGGUACCAAAGAACACACUUAAUAUUAUAGUGCAGGUAUUUUAUUGCAAUGAUUUUAAUAUCCAAAGCUAUUUUUACACAAGAUACUAUGUAAAGUUAUACGUAUGAACUGAUCUAGCUGUAAUACACACACCACAUAGAAUCAUGACUAUUAUUUAUGACUCUUGAAGCAUUUGAAAUAUGAGUUUUCACAACUGGCAAGAAAGAAUGUAGCUUCAGGGAAGCAAUUAAGAUCAUGGCAGAGAGGUCGAGGCAGGACUCAUGUAUAUCCAGACAGCACACUCCUUUUCAGGAUCCAUAAAUAUCGCUUAAGUAGAGAGACGUGAUUUAAUAAUCUGUUCCUAGCUGAGAAAACCUGGGGAUCCUUCCAAAGUAGGACCCCAUUUCAUACACUAGAAAACUAAGUUUAACAGGGUUAAGUAACUAAAUUAAAAAUUUUGUUCAAAGUAAUGCUAUUUAGUAAAAGACUACUAAAUAAAGAACUCUACGCAUAGGUUAAUUUGACUUAAAUUUGCUUUAUGUAUUUGCCACCUUUUAAAAUACUUUACAAACACAAAUAAGUAAGCAGAUGAAUAUUAUUAUUAAAAAUGGGCUAUCUAGAAUUUGUAACCAUAGUAAGAAAUAAUCAAACUGAUUUUAUUAAUAAUCCCAGACAUUUUAUGAUUUGGACAUCAAUAAAACAGCAAACCACAACUGAAAAAAAUGGUGGAAUUGGUGGAAAUUCGUAGGAAAAGUCAGAGUUCCAGUGGAAGACGAGACUUUUGGUUCUAAGCAUUAAUUUGUUUCACUAAGAAUAGCCUCCAACGAACCCUACAUUCUUUCUUGCUCCUGCAUUAAGCUGGAAAUUGUAUAAUAUAGAUUCCACUUUCUAACAGGGACGGAUAAAACACUAGACCUUUUAGAAAUAGAAAUCUUAAAUUUCUAUUUUUCAAAUCAUUUAACUGGGGUUGUAGAAGUCAAGGCCAAAAAAAAGAUAAUAAAGUUAUUGCAAGUUGUCCUAAUAGUGCCCCCUAGUGAAUCACUUAAAAAACCAUCUCUGAAUUCAACUGGAUGGUAAUUUAUUUAAGCAGAUGUCUAUUGUACCAUUAGGUAAAGAAUUGGAUACUCUGAGUUAAUUAUCAUACCUAACUAAAAAUAUAAAACUAAAUAUUAUCCUGACAGUGAGAUGUGUCAGAAUGCCAAGGAAGAAAAUUAAACCAUUUUGAUGCCAAACCUAACCCCCUUGGCAUCAAAUCUCAGCAUCUUGUUUAGGUCUAAAGGAGUCAGGUACCCUGAGAGGUGAAGCUAAACCAACAAGCCAUCUGUCUGGGUCUCAUUCCCAUCUGCUGCAGGAUGAGGGGAGGAGACCAAGGUAGACUUCUCCUUUAACAAAAUACUGCUUUUGCCUUGACGUAUUUUGUCUUAGUAUUUUUGGUUAUUUCACCCAAAAUUUCAGCUUAAAAAUUUCCCUUCUAAAUAUGGCACAAUUACAAUUCAGCUAUUAAAAGAGACCAUUUAAAUAACCACCCUUCAAGAUUUGCUAGAAAUACAAUCUCAUCAGUGAUAUAAACAAAAAAGGGAAAAAACAAUUGACAUUUUCUCUCUCUCCGGGAAUGGAGGGAGCGGGGGAUAUAGCUAUCUAGGGUGUUUAUAAUUUAGGAGGGAGGAAAGUCUUUUUUAUUUAAAACAUGAGAAUUUAAAAUGCAGGGAAAUUCAAGCUGUGUCUACACAUAAUCUUACCAAAUUCAAUACCCCGGGACAAAUAAGAGUUGAAUUCAGACAACCAUGUUUUUUGCUUUGUUUUUACUAUGUCACUCCCAAUAUUAAUCCAACUGAAGAUUAUAUUUUCAACCAGUUAUUUUGUUACUGUGUAGGCACAGUCUCAAAGAAUAUUACUUCAUAUUUAAUAUCCCACCGUAAUGUUUUCUUUUAAAAUAACCAGUUAUCCUAUUUGCUGACACCAAAGAUAAUUCUCAUACCAGCAUUGAAUUUGCACCCAUUAUGCAAUUUCAGGGCCUAGAGAUAUAUUUUCUCAUAAACAGAUGCACAAAUCAGAGCCUGAAAAGCAAUUUUUUUACUUGACUGUUUAAGCAUACUCACAACCUUUGCUUUUUAGAAAUGACAAUGGACAAACUUAUAAAAGCUUCUCACAAGCAAUACCCUUACUAUGUCAUGUAUGGCUGAUUCUUUACUUGCUUCUGAACUGGCAUGUAGCAAAAAUACUUCCGUUCCUGUUUUAGUAGCAUUAAUUUAUAGCUUGGAUUGUUAAACCUACAUUCAACAGAGCAGAUCAUGUGCCAUUUGUCCAUCUGUCAUUUCCUAACCUUUUAGCACAGUCACCACAAAAAAGUAUCUCACUCUUUUAUUUGUAGGUUUGUUUAUUCCAAAGCUGCACUUCAAAUAAUACCUUUUUUUUUUUUAAGUAAAAUAGAAGUUAAUCUGUUUUUGACUGUAAAUCAUUCAGGUCCCCUCGUGACUGGAAGCUUUCCUGAAAGAGGGCAGGGAGGUAUGAAGUCUGGACAUCCCCAAAACUCAGACUUCAGUAAACGUUCAGGUUAAAGAGUUCUGGAUGUCAGAAGUAGAGUAUUCCGGCAGACUCCAAAAACCAAAGAAAACACGUGGGGAAUUCCAGAAGUUCUAAACGAACAUGUCACUCACUGUGCCCCCUCCCCUAAAAAACAAAAACAAAAAAACAUAAUUAUUUUUCCAGGAAAAUAUAAAAGCACUACGCUACUUUUGGACUCACUCCACUCCCAUUGCUACCCCAGGCGAAUGACCCAUCUUUGCAGGUUAAUGCAAACUUUGCUAUACCAAAGAGUCUUAGGACAUUUACACAUGAACCAUAACGGCAUUUCCCCUAAGAAAGAUCCUCCCUUCUUUGUACAUAAAGGAUGAAAACUAUGCAUUUAGCAAACAAAGAGAAAGCACUUCUCCCUUUUCUAUCUAGUUGUUUAGGGUGCAUUCAAACCCCAGAGGCUGUUUUGAGACACAUUUGGCCUUCUGGAUUAUUGUUGUGGUGUGGUUAGCUUUCCAGUACAUUUGGUAACUAUUUCCUUAAAUAGCAAGGACAAAGAAGCAGAAGGUAAGAAAUAGCUACUUCCACGUGUUAAAAAAAAAAAAAAAGAAAAAGAAAAAAAAAGUGUAAAGAUCUACUAUUUAUAGUGUGAACCAAAGACGCUACCUCACUCAAUUUCCAUUGGUGAUUUUAAUCACAUUGAUGAUACCAAAGAAUACCAAAGAUAUUUUCAUGUACGGCCUUGGUCUGCAGAGGGAACUCCUCCCCUUUCUUCCCCCCCUCCUCUCCCCUCCUCUUCACUCAGUGUGUAAACUUGUCUUCAUUCUUAAUAACGAUACGAUAAUGUUAACAACAACAGGAGGAAAUACUACUCUUAUUACUGCUAGUUCUACUUGUAAAUCUCUAGGCAAACAUGUUGCAAACUUUGUAAACUCCUAGGACGAGUGCCUUCCUUGAACCAAAGUGUUAAACCGCUGUUGACCUCUUUCACCUUAUACUCUUUGAAUACCUCAGCCUCUUGAAAGGCCACAAAUGAAAAAAGAAAAAAAAAAAAAAGGAAUAAUUAUUCACCGUGGUGCUUUUUCCGUGCAACCAUGCAAUGAAACUUUCUUUGAUACCAAAGGAUGACUUUUUUCCCCCAAUUUCUUGCUGAUAAACCAAAGCUCCUCCUCCUUGUUCCCUCUCAAGGUCACCCCACCCUAUUUCACUGGGUCCCCCCCCCCCAACCAGGCAGGCCGUAUCACUUUUACCAAUUCCUCCAAAUACCUCAUAGUAAUAAAGUUUUAGGGUUAUGUUGUAUAGAGAGUCUAUGUGAUGAGGCAGAACUUACUAGUUUGAUAAUUGUUAAGGUUACUUUAAAAAAAAAAAAACUUUAUAAUUCUUAUUUAUUUUGUAGUUUGUAUGUUUGGGAUGUCCCCCCUCCCCGUUGGUUUGGGGUUUAUUUUCUUGGCAGAACUACUCUAUUGCUCAAGGAAGACUUAAUUUCUGGAAAUGUUCCCCAGGUGAGUUAAGGGUUGUGUAAAAAAUGCAAGAAUGGCAUAAGAAGUGAUUUUCAUUUUGAUGGUUACUAAUGAAGUUUUUGUGUUUCGUAGAAAAUUUUUUUCCACAGGGUAAAAAAAAAAAAAUAUAUAUAUAUAUAUAUAUAAUCUCCUUUUUGUGAAACUGGUUCCUAUUUUUCUCUAUAAUGUGCUGUGAUUUUCUUAAUUUAAUUACAUUUUAUAUGAGCUUAUUUAAUCACUGCUUUAAUUUAUGACUGUGUAGUUUUUAAAAUGUAUAUAGUAGAAUCACAAUGGCCAAAGCUUUAUGUUACAAUCUUUUUGUUCUUGAUGCUGAGAUAAGCUGAAGGCAAGAGCUUCUCUUAACUGCAGGGUGUAUCUUUAGCUUUUUCUUAGUAGGCACAUCAGUGUGUGCUGUGAACACUGCCAGGUCCCCCUUCAGAAACUUGUACAUGCCAAAAUGAGUGUUUCAAGGUAGUCCUUUUUGUCAUUUAGAAAGAAGAAAGACAUUAUUCAUGUUCUUCCUUUAAUUUAUUAAUUUUUCUUUUUUUUUUUUAAGAAAGAUUACUUUGCAGGUAAGACCUGAAAUUCCAAAGAAUUUAAGAAUUUUUUAAUAUUUCAAAGCACUGGCAUUUGUGAGAUACUUUCCUGCUUUUUUUUUUUUUAAACCAUUCGCACAGGUAUGAGAAGUAAAGAGUGUAAAAACUCAAAGAGACAAGCUAACUUGAAUUUGGAAAUCCUCUCUUUUUUCCUAAAUUUCUGAAUUGCUUCAAGUAAGGAGGCAGGGCAUGGGCAAUAUAGUUCCUUUUGCAAAACUGGCUUCAUGCCCUGGAAGAGGAAGUCAAGGUCAAGGCCAGGAGCUACUGAUAUGGCCCCUACGCCUCCGGCCAGCUCACAAAAGCUGCAAAAUGUGAUCAAUCAGCAAUAGAAUUUAAGGGAAAAAAGUCUUUCAAAGUUACAUAUCCCUUUCCACCUCUGUUUCUUGGAAUCUGCUACCCACGACUGCCCCCACCACUGCCCACACAACCCUAGCAAAAUUGUAACAAUUAUCCUGAAAUGUGAAGCUCCCUGGGUGAAUGUACCCCAGACCUAUUUGAAUUUUGUCUCUUCUCAGUCUUCAUCUUCCCACUAGGUGGUUUUCUUUUCUGCACUAGAGACGAUCCCUGCCCCAGCCUCCUUUACUCAAGGCAGUUCAGAUAGUUGGCCCUGGUUUAGAUGAGCACAGACACAGAAUUCUCAACCGACAAGUGGCGUUCUCAGAAAAGCCGGUGCCCACUGUCUUGUUUUAUUUUGCCGAAAUAAGUUGCUUCAACUACAUGUCAUAAACCUGUAGAUGUAAAUAUGUUCCCUCUCAAUACAAGGAUUUUACCUUAUUUUCUUUUGUAGGGGUGUUUGGGAGGGCAGGGGGGAAGGAAAGGGAGGGCUUAGACUUCAGGUCAAAUGUUACAUUUUCUUAGGAACAUUUUUAUACUCAUUACAUAUUUUAAUAGGGCAAUAAAUCUGUUCUGAGUUGCAGGGUCGCUCAGUGCUCUGUUGGUAAGCAAUGAUGAAUUACUUGUUUUUAAUACAAAUGCCGUGCAGUGAGUUGUAGAAAAGCCCGGAAAAUGGUGGAGGGAGGUUGACGUUUACCACCCGCAGUGAAGCGCUGAGCAGAGCUGUGUUCACCAGGUCACCUUUUCUGUUUCUGUGUCAGUCUUGAUUUUGCGUGGUAUGUUCUGCAUUUAUGACAUAAUCAUUGUGGGCUCAUUUUAGAUUUGCCGUCUGAACCAAGUGACGAGAAUUUUUUAAGAAAAUAAAGUUUAAAACCUUGUCUUCCACUUGCUUUGGUAGUCUUCAUAUCUCCCCCCACUCCCUUACUGUCCUGUCUAAAUCAGCCCAUGUGUCCUUAGAUCCUUACCCCCACUAUUUUCCAUACAUCUUCUAGCUAUUGUUUGAGUGUGACUCAGUUUCCCUGUUCAAGUUAGCUUGAUGGUUUAUUAUGUAAGGAGGGUGCCUAAGACAAUCAUCAGGUAAAAAUAAAAAUUAAAAAAAAAAAUCAGUAGUAUAGAAAAUCUUCCAAGAGCAGAGGGAGUUCUUCCUUAGCAAUGAAAAACAACGGAACAAAAAAAAAAAAAGAAAAGAAAGAAAAACAAAAACAAAAAAAGGUAAAU
Messenger RNA from Nycticebus coucang (slow loris), 8561 nucleotides. RefSeq names its product one cut homeobox 1 (gene ONECUT1). Lineage: Eukaryota; Metazoa; Chordata; Mammalia; Primates; Lorisidae. Gene Ontology annotation, biological process: regulation of transcription by RNA polymerase II. The coding region runs from base 277 to 1674 and encodes 465 amino acids. Gene Ontology annotation, cellular component: nucleus. The transcript is spliced from 2 exons. The record is from RefSeq and is a predicted model, not a curated record. Gene Ontology annotation, molecular function: RNA polymerase II cis-regulatory region sequence-specific DNA binding; DNA-binding transcription factor activity, RNA polymerase II-specific.